This is a messenger RNA of Laetiporus sulphureus 93-53, 2324 nucleotides long. RefSeq lists its product as uncharacterized. Gene Ontology annotation, cellular component: endoplasmic reticulum. The record is from RefSeq and is a predicted model, not a curated record. The coding region runs from base 25 to 2010 and encodes 661 amino acids. Gene Ontology annotation, molecular function: phosphatidylinositol-4-phosphate phosphatase activity. NCBI's taxonomy places the organism in Eukaryota, Fungi, Basidiomycota, Agaricomycetes, Polyporales, Laetiporaceae. The transcript has 15 exons. Gene Ontology annotation, biological process: phosphatidylinositol dephosphorylation.
AUUCUUGCUCUUCUCCUCGCCACCAUGUUCCCAAAGACGCUGCAUCAACGAUUAACCCUAUACACGAAUGGGAACGAGACGUACACCUUCGUCCCUGCGGAACCGGUCGGCGCGCGUUCUCUAACCAUCUACCGAAACUCGGGCGACAUCGUCCUCAAUGCACCGAACGCGCCACUGCCCGUCACCGCUGAACGCUAUAGCAAGACAAUAUACGGCAUCUACGGGCUCAUCUCGCUCGCGCUCACGGACUAUAUCAUUGUCAUCACCGGGCGCGAGCUGCGCGGCCGGCUGAUGGGCCAUAACGUAUACCGCGCGACCGAAUACGAUAUCCUCCCGCUGAACCCGGAUGUCUCUGCCACAGCGCCGUCGCAUCCUGUCGAAUCGCACCUCCUCGCGCUCGUGCGCUCUCAUCUCGCGGGCGGGGCAUUUUUCUUUAGCUAUGCGUGGGACCUCACGCGGCGCUUGCAGGCGCAGUGGGCGACGCUGCGAGAGGAUGCUAACAGGCCGCUGUGGGAAGUGGCGGACGAUAGGUUCUUCUGGAACAGGUUCCUGCAGACACGGUUCAUCGAGGUCACAAGGAGCAAUCCUGACCAAAAUCUCAGUGCUUACAUUCUGCCGCUGUUGUACGGAUCAUUUGACGUUCGAGGCGAGAACAUCAAUGGCCACCCACUGCGCAUUUGCCUCAUCAGCCGCCGCUCGAGGUAUCGCGCUGGAACGCGGUACUUCCGUCGAGGUAUCGACCGGGACGGGCGCGCUGCGAACUUCAACGAGACGGAACAGAUUCUCUUGGUUGGGCCGGAUGAUACGAGCGUCCAGUUGAGCUUUGUUCAGACUCGCGGCAGCGUUCCGGUGUUUUGGGCUGAGGUGAAUACGCUGCGGUAUAAGCCGGACCUUCAGAUCAUGGACCUGCAGGAGACGGUCAACGCUACCCGGAAGCACUUGCUGGCGAACAUGUCGAUCUAUGGCGAGCAGACCCUGGUGAACCUCGUUGACCACGAAGGGCACGAAGGGCCGGUCAAGGAGGCGUACGAGCGUUCUAUCUCUGAGGCAGGUGUCCCCGAUUCCCGAUACGAGUAUUUCGACUUCCACAACGAGUGCAAGCAUAUGCACUGGGAUCGUAUUGAGGUGCUCUUAUCCAGAAUAGAAGAUGAUCUCAUACGCUAUGGCUACUUCCAUCUCGAAGCAUCAAAGCCUGAACCUGUGAUGGUGCAGAAGGGGGCUAUCCGGACUAACUGUAUGGACAAUCUCGACCGCACGAACGUCGCACAGUCCGCGAUUGCGAAGUGGAUACUGAACAGGCAGCUGUGCGCGCUGGGGAUCCUGCGUGAGAACGAUGUCAUCGAUAACUACCCGGAAGUGAUCAAAGACUUCCGAGAGAUGUGGGCGGAUCACGCAAACUUGAUCUCCAUCGCCUAUAGCGGGACCGGAGCGCUGAAGACUGACUUCACACGCACGGGCGAGCGCACACGCAAGGGGAUGCUGGAGGAUGGGUACAACUCUGUCAUGCGGUAUUUGAAGAACAACUUUUUCGAUGGCGCACGUCAGGAUGCAUUCGAUUUAAUGACUGGAGCAUUCGUGCCUCGGAGAGGUUGGGUGCCCUCGUCAUUGGUACGCGACCACAGACGUCUCAUUGUACGCGCAAUGCCCUACAUCUUUUAUUUCUCUCUGUUCAUGAUCUUUGCCGGGCUGACCCUCCCACGAACAUCUGACUACUCCCUCACCUAUUACUUCUUUCUCUGGUUUUCCCUCAUGUCAUUCUCAUUGGUCUUCAUCUUCGCGCACGGCGUGGAGUAUGUCAACUGGCCACGCCUCAUCCCGCUCACGCACAUCGUGUACUACUCUGGCCCCGGGUACCGAUCGGCCAACAGGGGCAAGGGGUUCAACGUUCCUGUGCUGGACCAGCUUAAGGCUUCCGCAGACGCAGGCGCGCGGAAGCUGGUGGAGGGGCACCAAAGAGCGAAGAGCAAGAUAGAAGAGAUAGAGAUGGGGGCGAAGGAGAGGGUUGAUUGAUUCUCGGCGUGAUGUCUCCGCUGGCCAUGUUAGGAGUCAGGACUCGGUAACUUGGUUAUUUAUAUCCCAUCGUGCACUCUGUUCUUUUGAUCCGCAGUCUCUGACUGUCCUCGCGCCAAGUGGGUCUUGGCCGGCGAUCAUGAAUCUAUGGCCUUGGGUUUCUCUUGGUGUGGGUGGUUCGGAACGGUGUCUUCUUUGAGAAGGUGGGCUCAUAGAGAAGUUUGGAAGCGGUGAUAGUGAUGUGGACCCACGAUUGUCCACAAGUGAGAGGAACGUUUAAGCUCGAGUGUAAGAGCUGGCAUGAUCACUGUUUC